Messenger RNA from Gekko japonicus, 483 nucleotides. RefSeq names its product family with sequence similarity 162 member B (gene FAM162B). The transcript is spliced from 4 exons. The record is from RefSeq and is a predicted model, not a curated record. The coding region runs from base 1 to 483 and encodes 160 amino acids. Lineage: Eukaryota; Metazoa; Chordata; Lepidosauria; Squamata; Gekkonidae.
AUGCUGGCUGCAUCUGGGACACGAAUCCGGCUCUGGUUUGGACGGCUCCUGCCUGAAGGGCAGCUUGGUGUUCCAGUGCAGCGGCCUCUACGACCUGGCAUCCUGGCCUCUGCAGCACUGUCCUGCACUCAUCAGAACAGAAGCCCGGAACCACUUAACUCAGCUGAGAAGAUUCACAAAGUGCCUGGUGGCUACAAACCCUCACCAUUUGACAAGAAAAUCCUCUUGUGGACUAGGCGCUUCAAGACAGAAGAUGAAAUUCCUCCACGGAUCCCGAUGGAGACAAUGGAUGCUGCCAGAAAUAAAGCUCGAGUCAAGGGCUGUUACAUAAUGAUUGGGCUCACCAUUGUUGCCUGCUUUAUCGUGAUUGCGUCUGCUAAAAGAAAAGAAUAUAAAAUUUCUUUCAUGACUCAUGGGAUGGUUGGGAAUUUACAAGCUUGUACAGGACCAGGAGAAAUGAAGUCUGGGGUCUGCUGCAGCUAA